Messenger RNA from Dendronephthya gigantea, 1362 nucleotides. Its product is annotated as probable ATP-dependent RNA helicase DDX47. Bases 18 to 1349 code for a protein of 443 amino acids. Gene Ontology annotation, molecular function: nucleic acid binding; RNA helicase activity; ATP binding. The transcript has 16 exons. Lineage: Eukaryota; Metazoa; Cnidaria; Anthozoa; Malacalcyonacea; Nephtheidae. The record is from RefSeq and is a predicted model, not a curated record.
CUUUACUUAAGUCCAAUAUGGCCGCCAAUGUGGAAAUCCAGGAUGCAAGUAAAGAUGAAAAUAUUACACAAAACGAAACAUUCAAAACCCUUGGAGUUACGGAAGUACUUUGUGAAGCAUGUGGGAAAAUCGGUUGGAAUAAUCCUACAAAAAUUCAACGUGAAUGUAUUCCCUUGGCUUUGCAAGGAAAGGAUAUCAUUGGUCUUGCAGAGACAGGAUCUGGUAAAACAGGGGCAUUUGCCUUGCCAAUUCUUCAAGCUUUGUUAGAAAACCCACAAAGAUUAUUUGCUUUGGUUAUGACCCCAACCAGGGAACUUGCCUUUCAGAUAUCUGAACAAUUUGAAGCACUUGGUUCUGUGAUUAGUAUCAAAUGUGCGGUUAUAGUUGGUGGUAUUGACAUGAUGUCUCAGUCAUUAGCCCUGGCAAAAAAACCUCAUAUAAUUGUAGCAACACCUGGAAGAAUAGUUGAUCACCUUGAAAACACAAAAGGAUUUAACUUAAGGCCCUUGAAAUUCUUAGUCAUGGAUGAGGCUGACAGAAUUUUAAAUAUGGACUUUGAGAAAGAAGUUGACAAGUUGCUUAAAGUCAUUCCAAAACAAAGACGAACAUAUCUUUUCUCUGCCACUAUGACAAAAAAGGUUAAGAAACUUCAAAGGGCCUCAUUACAGGAUCCAGUUAAAGUUGAAGUCUCAACAAAGUAUACAACAGUGGAAAAACUUGUACAAAGUUAUAUUUUUAUACCAAGCAAAUACAAGGAUUGUUAUUUGGUCAGCAUAUUAAAUGAUCUUGCUGGAAAUUCUUUCAUGGUAUUUUGUGGGACUUGCAACAAUGUACAAAGAACAACAUUACUUCUAAGAAACCUUGGCUUACAUGCUGUUCCAUUGCAUGGGCAAAUGAGUCAAUCUAAACGUCUUGGUACGCUAAACAAGUUUAAGUCAAAAGCUCGAUCCAUAUUGAUUGCCACAGAUGUUGCUAGUCGGGGGUUGGAUAUUCCCCAUGUUGAUGUUGUUAUAAAUUUUGAUAUUCCCACUCAUUCAAAGGACUAUAUUCACCGUGUUGGGCGAACAGCCCGGGCUGGAAGAUCUGGGAGGGCUGUAACAUUUGUUACACAGUAUGAUGUUGAACUAUAUCAAAGAAUAGAGCAGUUAAUAGGAAAAAGAUUGCCAAAAUUUGAAGUUGUUGAAGAAGAAGUCAUGAUGUUGGUAGAAAGAGUCACUGAAGCACAAAGAUUUGCAAAAAUGGAAAUGCGUGAAGGUGAUGAAAAAAGGAAGCGUCCUCGUGAUGAGGAGAAUGAUAAUGUUAUCCGACUCCCUGAGGGGAAACGCAAGAAGAAACGUAAACAAAGAUAAGGAAUGUAAAAGU